CACAAAUGACAUUCUAAUGUACGUAUUUGAACUGUGUAAAGGAAGAGUUCUCAUGUAUAGCAUGAGGUUCCACAAUUCAUACAAAAACCAAGCAUACCAACACAAGACCACUCACAACAACCAAUGGCCACACAUCCCGCCAUUCCAAAACACAACCAAUCACAAACAACAUUCAACACACACUUUUUUUAUGCUACAUCUGAUAUCAAACUGUUUAAGCACAAGAGUGAAGGAGGUAAACAAACAUGUAAGUGCCUCAAUAGCUUGACUGCCAAGAAACACUUUUUAAGAGCAUAAACAACAUUUUGUGGCAACUCACUUUUCUUAUUUUCCCUUGUUAUUACUUUCUUUUUUCACUUCUUUUUCUUCAUUUUCUCUUUCUUUCUAUUUUUUUCUUGAGCACUAUAAGAGAGCUAGAUAAGACAUGCCACAUUCUUUGAACUUUGAAAACAUUGCUCACUUUAAAAACUACCUCCAACACUCACUUUCACAUUUAGCAGAAACCAGACAUUUAAAACACUUGCCCUAUACUACACCCUACUAGAGUUUGCACUUGGGUGUUAGUCGGGAUUUAAUUAUGUAGUUAGGAAUGAGUCACGCCUCAACUUUAGAUAAUUGAAAUUAUGAAGUCUCUUGGAGUUGCAGUUGUUGGUUAAUUUUAUUUAGUGCUUUAUAAUAACCAAAUUCGUGCUCCAAGAAAAUAAAGUUCCUGAAGUAUGGGCGACUGACUAAAAAUUGACACUUUUGUGCUUUGGUGCGGGAUCACAGGCCUUGAGGUCACGAAUUAGGUGAUUUAAGGGAGAAUCAUAUGCUAGUAUGAGCAUUGCACCUGUAAGCUUAUGCUAUGGAGAUAGUGAUACUUGACCAACGACAUCACGUCUUAACACAAAUAUGGAGUCAAAUUUCACAAUGUCAGCCAUAAUGCGAUGGAAUAACCUUGGCUACAUCUGAUAGUGCCUUCUAAGUAUGCAAGCAUUGUAUACUAGAUUUUGAUUGAUCUGAGUUCGGCUUGUAGUUUGAUGGCGACUUGAUGAACCUUAAGCCAGGCUCCGACCGAUUAAACUCAAACGUAGGUGGCAGUACCUAUUGUACUCUUCCAUUUCUUCGUCUCAUCCAAAAUAUGAGCUAUCUUAUAUACUAAUGAUGAAUGUGUUUUUUUUAGAAAUGGGGAGAAGUUUCAAAUAAGUUGAUGACAAAUGAAGAACUUACAUUUAUAAAGCCAUAUACUACACAAAAUGACAAAAACAGUCAUAAAGUAACGACUACAAAAAGGUCAUAUUUGGAGUGUUCUUAAAGUUAACCGUAGAAAAUUAACUACUAAUUUCAGGAUUUUUUUGUUUUGUAAUCUAAAAAAUUACAUCGAAUUUUUUGUCAAAAUUAAUAACGAACUAUAAAAAAAUUAAAGUCGAACCUAAAAACUAAAGGGAAAAUAAGUUUGGUAUAUUGAAAUAAAUUUUAAAAAAAGGAGGUGAGAAGCUAAUUCGGAAGCUUGUAGGGUUAGAGUAGAAAUGUGUUUUGGGAAGCUAAAAAUGCACUUUUGAGAGUUUUGGAAGUUUAAAACUGCUUUUUAAGGUUGGAGUUAGUCUAAGUGAUGGUUUUGUGAACGUUUUACCCUGGUUAACCACUAGUCUUAAAACUCCUACUAAUCAACAUGAUUGGUUUCAACAAUCAUGAGAUGAGAUUGAGUUUGAUAUGUUGGUUCAAAACCAUUUUUCGAUAUGUCAAUCAAUUUGUACGACAAGGACAUGUAAACGGGUGAAGAUGAACCUGAUUUUACAUUUUGAUUUUGUUGAUGCCAAGCUAAAAUAGCCGACCUCGUACGCUGUAGAGUCCGGAGAGCGUUGACCUUUUGAUUUUCCGUUGGAUUCCAGCUUUCGAGAUGAAUACCUGCAAAAGAGGACCCGCCGGUUGUGGUCGGCUGGGACCUUCUCCAAAGCUCAAGUCAGUACUUGGAAAUAACAGGGAGCGGUGUAUAGAACCGGGUCUAGGGAGAAAGAAAGAGAAAUUUUGGGGUUGGAAGUUGCCAAUUCGCCGAGAAGAAGUUCGUCGGGAAUUCCCCUUUUCCUAUCUCGUUCAGAGAAAAUGAGUUCCCUGGAAUUGAGAUGGAUCGCCGAGGAAGCAGAAAUGAACGACCUAUUUAUAGGCGCAUCCUGCUCCUGGCGGGGUGGCGUAUCCUUUAUCAAUAGUGAUUUAAAACAUCAAAUAACAAAUGAAAUUAACAACUUAAUUAAUGGUUUGAGAAACUUACCUGGGACGUGUAAGUGCAUGCAUAUGGCUAGCAAAUUAAAAUGCCAAAGCUUACCAUGCUUGCUUCCACGUGUAAGAAUAUGGGAUGGGCUUAGUAUGAAUUAUUAAAAGGGUUAGUGAUAAAAAAUGACACCUUUAGUCUUACUAGUUUCCACGUGUAAUUGGCUUGUUUAGGGUAAGUGGGAGACUAAGCUUAGUUCACAUACACGUGUAACAAGGCAAAAUAAGCAUGUUAAUUGUGUGCUUUAGGGUAAAUUCUCCAACUUCUUAAGUAAGUGAGAAACACACUUGGUUUUCUACUUGUCAAGGAGUAGUACAAGGUGGGAAGAUGAGCCAUAUUGCCCUUUCUCUUCCACGUAGCUUUAUAGGUUUGGUUAUGUGUGAUAAAAAGGUGAUGAGAUUUUACCAUAUAGCAUCCCUCUCUUACACGUGGAUUGAAUGGGGAUGAUGUUUACAGCUUAGUUGUGUGGGAGAGGGAAGUUGUGACUUGUGAGGGUUUAUCAGUUGCCCCCUUACUAAUAGGGAUGAGAGGGAUCCCUAUUAGUAACUCUACUCAUAUAAAUAGGGGAGAGCUUUCCCUUCACUAUUCAUUCCAUUUUACCUUUCCUUCCUCAUUCUGUUCCCUUUAUCAGAUUAUGCAAGUGACAGAGGUUGCUCUACCUUCACAAAAUCUCAUGCUCGUGAGACAUAUUGGGUGAAAAAUCAUUUAUCAAUCCAUAUCUAUCCUUCAGCCACCAAGUUGCUAGUUUUUCAUCCAUUGGUCAAGUGAAGUUCAUUCUCGUCACACAAUUCUGCACCCACCAUUACCAUUAUUAAUCAUAGGUAAUUCUUCCUUCCCACUAUCUACGUAAUGGCUGCCAAAUUUACAUGAAAUUUGUUUAUUUAUCAUGUUAAUAAUAUUUAUGUGUUAUUAUUUUUGUUCUUGGAGUUAGCAUGUCAAAAGAAAAGUCCCAUGCACCCGAACGCGAGGGAUUAUCUAAUCUACCAAUGCCUCUACGCUCAGUCCCAUGUUCGGAGCCAGUUCGUGGGAGGGGUGAACAACUAGUCCCUGGGGAAGGAUCGUUUGCCUCUAAUCGUCGAGACACACCAAUAUUCUCUAUCCGACCAUGGCAUGGUAUGUUUCAUUCCACAUCUCAUUUCUCAGAAUGGGCUAUGAUAGGUCCGGGUGGACGUUUUAAUCGUAAUGAGAGUUGGGUACAAAGUACUCUGUUGCAAUUUGAUAUGCCGCGCCACUGGGAGUACGCGGUCCCGACACGGUAUACUACCCCAGGCAAUCGUGGUGUGGGAUGGCAUGCUGUAUAUCGAGCAUCCCUCGAUUAUGGGCUUCGUUUACCAUUUCCGACGUGGCUAUGUGAUGUGAUGCGGAGAUCUCAUUUGACGUUAAGCACGGUGACACCGGGAUUUUGGACACUUGUUGCUGCUUUUCGUUUGGGUUGUCACAGGGCCGGUGUGUCACCCUCAGUAGAACUUUUUUAUGCAUGCUUCUACCUUCGUGGUGAAGCUACUGGAUGGUCUCUUCAUAGUAGAUCUAAUGCGCUUGGCCUCGUGACUCCAUAUGGUCGUGCAGACCGGGGUUGGGAACGUGAGUUUUUCUAUUUCUUUCCAGCUUCAGGUGAACUUUCAUCUGAGGGUGUUAUGAUCCCUACUGAAUGGAGGGAUAUCGAGUUGGAAGGACUUCACAGACAAGCAGUACGUGGAGAAUACGUAGUACAAAGAGAUCUAGCCGCCAAAGUAAAAAGGAUAUCAGAAGGAGGGCGGAUUAACGUUGAGACUCCUGAGGCUCGGGCUAUCCUCUUUUUCACGGUCUAUAAUGAUGCCUACUCGCAUUUUAGAGCAUGCAUGGAAAUUCAAGAGAAUUCCCUAUUUACUGCGAGAUUACCGCCGCCAGCCCCCCGUCCUCAAAGUGGUGUGGUGAUCCGUGAAAUUUCCGAGGAGCCCGAACCAGCAAUGACGACUUCGAUUGGUGGUCAAAACAAACGAGUGCGUCGCUCCUCUCCAUAUCGAGGCAAGAAUUAUGAUUCAAGAAGGAAAUUCGAGGCUAGUAGCUCGAGUCAUUCUGCCCGCGGGGGCGAGCACAGUCGUUUUCAGAAGGCGAGAGCAUAUCAUAACUCAGAGUCCCAUCGCCAAGGUGGUCAAGGCACCCCUGGUAGAGGAAGGACAGAUGUCCCACUUGUUAUGAACUACCAAACCUUGCGUGAUAUCGGGAAUCAAUUUCCUCCCCUUGAAGGCGAGGCUGCCGGUGUUUCCUUUGCGUUAUCGCAAAACCAGAUGAAUCAAUACGCCGCCGAGAUGGAGAGGCGCGUAGCAAGAGCAAGGGAAGAAGUUAUGACAGCUCAACAAAAUGUUGUACGCGUAGAGCAUGAUCUUCGUAAUCAAACUAGGAAAGUGGAAGAAGCAAAGGGUCGUGCUAACGAGGUUGAGGCACUCCUCCGCGAAGUUCGAAAUCGCCAAAUGAUCACUUCAGAGAGGCUACAAGAAUUGGAAGCCUCAGGAGCAGCAUUGCUACAGGAGAUGACGAGACUCAAGGAGGAUCAUGCUGCUGAGCAUGAAGUUCUUAUGGCAGAGCGUGAUGAAGCUCGUGCAGAGACAGUACGACUGCAACAUCAAGUGCAACAGUCGGUGGGGGAAACCUCAGGAGGCGCCAUGCUCUUAGUGGGUUCACGUGACAUAUUUCCAGAGGCUGAGUCUGACGAGGCACGUGUCCCAAGAGAGGCGGAUACCAGAAUUGAAGGAGUUCCAUCCGAGGAGGUGGUGAUGCAUCGUGAUAACCUGGAGAUUGAGCCUUUCAUUUCAACCCCGAUAUUUGAUACGGCUUCUGCGGAUCAAUCAUUUAUUGCUGCUAUGGAUAGCCCGAUCCCGUCAGAGCUGGCGAUGUCUGCUGAGAACGCCUGGGUGAAUGAAAUACUUGGCUUCGGUCCUCCUAUGUGAGAUAGUGUAGCUUGCGGUGGUAGCAAACUUUUCUCUGUACAGGUAGUAUCUUGCUCCGCAAAGAUAUUCGGAUAUAUUACCUAUGUGUGCCAUGUUUAUGUAGCAGCAUAUCUUGCCUAUGUACAUUAGUAGUUCGUCAUAGAUAUGUAACCGUGCAUUUUGCGUUGUA
Molecule: messenger RNA, 5344 nt
Organism: Linum trigynum
Lineage: Eukaryota; Viridiplantae; Streptophyta; Magnoliopsida; Malpighiales; Linaceae
Source: the annotation of a GenBank genome assembly